CUAAAACCCCAACAAGAACCUUCCCCCAGUCCUCUCUCGCGUUCUAUCGUCUGGACUGCUCCUGGUGGUGGCGCGAGCGAGAGAGAUGAAAGGUUUGAGAACCAUUUCUAGGGUUCUAUCCUCCUCUCCUUCUCCCCCUCCUCCUCUUUUUCAGAUUCUAAGCCCCCAUCUCGCCCGAUCCUCCCUCUCUCGAUUCUUUGCAUCCGGCACCCAAUCCCAAUCCCAAUCCCCUGCCGAUACUGACUCCGACGCCGAGCGACCUUCUGCCGAUUUCGACAGUUCCGAAUUCUCCCUUUUCAGUUCCACUCCCUCCGCCCCCCUUCGGCCGAUCUGGGACGAGGCCUACCGUGCAAAGGCCGACGCAGCUCUGUUUCAGAAGAGAGAGGCCUCUCGGAGCCUGAUCCAGCCAGAUGUCAUUGAGGAGGACGAGAAGACGGAGAGAGCUACCAGGCUCGCUAGGGCUCUUCUCGAGGCGGCGCUGGAGCCUCCCGAUGACGCCGAGGAGGAAAACAUGGCGGUGAAGGAGGAAGAUCAGCGGUCGCUCUCGGUUGGGGUCAUUGGGGCACCCAAUGCCGGAAAGUCUAGCUUGACAAACUUUAUGGUUGGAACAAAGGUUGCUGCAGUCUCACGGAAAACCAACACAACUACUCAUGAAAUUUUGGGAGUGAUGACAAAAGGAAAUACCCAAAUAUGUUUGUUUGAUACUCCAGGUCUCAUGAUAGGGCAUCAUGGAUACCCCUACAGGUCAGAUGUCAAGGUUCGCGUGGAGAGUGCUUGGAGUUCCAUUGAUCUAUACGACCUUCUGAUUGUGUUAUUUGAUGUACAUCGGCAUUUGACAGUGCCUGACAAUAGAGUGAUAAAUUUGGUUAAACGCCUAGGACAACAGGUUCAGUCAACACAAAAGCGGGUGUUAUGCAUGAACAAAGUUGAUCUUGUAGAAGACAAAAAAAAUUUGCUGAAAGUUGCAAAAGAAUUUGAAGAUCUUCCUGGAUAUGAAAGGUAUUUUAUGAUAUCUGGAUUAAGUGGUUCUGGAGUCAAAGACCUUGUCCAAUAUCUGAUGGAUCAGGCAGUUAAUAGGCCUUGGGACGAAGAACCCACAGCUAUGACUGAAGAAAUGAUGAAAACCAUAUCAUUAGAAGUUGUACGAGAAAAGAUGCUAAAUUAUAUUCACCAGGAAAUUCCCUAUGUUAUUGAACACCGGCUAAUGGAUUGGAAGGAACUGAGAGAUGGCUCUCUUAGGAUAGAGCAACACUUUAUUACACCAAAACAAAGCCACCGCCAAAUCAUUGUUGGAAAAAAUGGCUCUAAAAUUGGGAGAAUUGGCAUCGAAGCCAAUGAAGAGUUGAGAUCAAUAUUUAAAAAAGAGGUGCAUCUCAUUCUCCAAGUCAGAGUAGCUCGAAAGCGGAAUGCAUGAGGGAAGAUGGUUGUUUUUGUGCAUUAUAUAACCG
Messenger RNA from Zingiber officinale, 1448 nucleotides. Its product is annotated as GTP-binding protein ERG-like. Bases 86 to 1414 code for a protein of 442 amino acids. Lineage: Eukaryota; Viridiplantae; Streptophyta; Magnoliopsida; Zingiberales; Zingiberaceae. The transcript has 8 exons. The record is from RefSeq and is a predicted model, not a curated record. Gene Ontology annotation, biological process: ribosomal small subunit assembly. Gene Ontology annotation, molecular function: rRNA binding; ribosomal small subunit binding; GTP binding.